Molecule: messenger RNA, 283 nt
Organism: Closterium sp. NIES-67
Lineage: Eukaryota; Viridiplantae; Streptophyta; Zygnematophyceae; Desmidiales; Closteriaceae
Source: the annotation of a GenBank genome assembly
UUACAUGUCACUACGAGGCUGCCAUGGCAGCGCGUCGAGACCGCCGCGGCAGCACGACGCGGCCGGCGGCACGACGACGCCGCCACAGCAGCACGACGCGGCCGCCAUGGCAGCGAGAGAGAGAGAGAGAGAGAGAGAGAGAGAGAGAGAGAGAGAGAGAGAGAGAGAGAGAGAGAGAGAGAGAGAGAGAGAGAGAGAGAGAGAGAGAGAGAGAGAGAGGAGUGCACAGCGGAAGCGAGAAGAAGGUCCAGCAUAUUGAACCUGCUCUGAUUCCAUAUCAAAA